AUGGAAGUCUUGGCCAACAACAUGCACGCUAUGAUUUUGUACGAGUUCAAACUGGGGAAGACUGCAGCUGAAGGUCAUCGUAACUUGGUGAAGGCGUUUGGAGAGAAUUGUGUAAGCUACUCGACCUGUUCUGACUGGUUCCACAAGUUCAAGGAAGGAGAUUUCGACUUGAGCAAUCAUCAUCCUGGAAGACAUUCUGUCGUCGAUGAGCAAGUUCUCAUCCAGCUGAUGGAGACUGAUCCCAACAUGACAAGCCAUGCCUUGGCCGAGAAGUUUGGAUGUUCUUCUGACACUGUGUGCCAUCAUCUUCACAACAUUGGCAUGGUAUACGAGGGCGGUAAAUGGGUCAAGAAGUAG
Molecule: messenger RNA, 357 nt
Organism: Bursaphelenchus okinawaensis
Lineage: Eukaryota; Metazoa; Nematoda; Chromadorea; Rhabditida; Aphelenchoididae
Source: the annotation of a GenBank genome assembly